CCUAAGAUAUCCAUAUUAAUUUAUAUAAACACCUAAAUUCUCGUUUCAUGUUUAACAAUGGAAACGCGCACACCCGACCCGCGAUAUUUCUUCAUAACACGGCCCUGUUUAAUUUGUAAAUGCUUGAAGACUGAUUAAAAACUCUUUUGAAAAAUUUACGACGACAGAAGAAAGGGGACGUCCUCGGCACCGUCGCGGAUCCGGCAGCAAAUUAAGAAAAUAAAUUAUAAAUUCCGAAUCCUCAAUAUCGGCACGAGUGUCCGUGUUUUUGACGAGUGAGAAAUGGUUGACGACUAAAUAAGGAAUAAAAAUUACGCCGAGAAUUGUUCGGGUGAAUUGAGUGAUUCGAAAAUAAGACGCGUCGUAGAUCGGAGACACGAUAAUAGGGUUACCAUAAUUUUACAUGCUGCCUAUAAAACAACACUGUAAUAGUACUAUGAAAUUUAAAUCCAACGUAAAGCAAUAUAUAGUUUCAGAAACAGAAGCAGAGAUGACGAAUUCUGAAGUUGAUUACAUAGUGAAAUCUAUUGGAGCGUUUGGUAUUUGGCAAGCAAUAAUAUGCACUAUAUGUAUGUCCGCUAGAGCUAUAUUAAUGUGGAAUAUAACAUCGAUACUGUUCUUAACAUCUACCACAGAGUUUAGGUGUCUUAAAUUUGAAGACGAUGAACCAAACGUGAUAGAGAAUUCGACGUGUUACGACAAUUGUUUACAAUACGAGUACUGCAAUGAUGCGUUCAGAUUAAAUCUAAUAGCUGAGUUUGAUUUGAUUUGUGAAAAGGCUUGGCUUGCAAGUUUUGUGCAGACAGUACUAAUGUUUGGUGUACUAAUUGGGGUAGCACUCACUGGAUGGAUUUCCGACAGAUUCGGACGUCAGAUUGCCAUUAUAUUGAGUGGAGUAAUUUCUGUUGUAUUUACAAUAGCGUCUUCGUUUGCCUUGGACUUUUGGAGUUUUACCAGUUUAAGGUUUAUUGUAGGAUUGGGAUGUGGAGGAUUAAUGGCCACCACCAUAGUUGUGAUAAUGGAAGCAGUAGGCGCAGAACAUAAAGAGUUUGCUGGAGGUGUGAGCGUCUUAGGAGAUGGCGUGUCACAAUCCAUUUUGGCCCUCUGUGCAUAUUAUUCUCCAACUUGGAACAUUUAUAUACUCUCGUACGGUAUAUUGUCAUUGUUUAUAUUGAUACCGAUAAUGUUUAUACCAGAAACACCAAGAUGGCUGGUGGCAAAUAGGAAAAUUGACAAAGCUAUCAAUUUGAUGACAUCAAUCGCGAAUUUAAAUAAAUUGAAUACUGACACUUUAGAAGAUAAUGUUAUUAAAUGUAUAAAAAAUAUAGAAGAAAAACAAAAAGAGCCCCCUAAAACAAAUUUUCUGGAUUUGUUCAGAACAAAGGAAAUUGCUUUUACUACUGUUCAUUCUGUCAUCAUUUGGACAAUAGCUGGUGUGUCUUACUUUGGUAUCAACCAAUAUGUAACAGUUCUAAGUCCCAAUAAUAUAUACUUGGUAGUUAUUAUCAGCGGCUUGAUACAGAUACCGGCAACACUUACAGGCAUGGUGUUUAACAAGUGGUUCGGAAGAAAGAAAUCGUCUAUAGUCUCCUUCAUUUCGAUUGGUGUUUCCAUGAGUAUACUCAUCUUUUUACCAGAUGAUCACUGGGCUAGCACGGUAUUUGCCUUAGUUGGAUUGAUUGCCGCUUGUAUAUUAUUUACAGUUAUCUAUGUUCAAGCUAAUGAAUUGUUUCCUACGCCAUUAAGAAAUAUGGGUUUUGGCGCAAGUUCUGCUGGUGCUAAAAUUGGUGCAAUGUUAGCACCAUUCAUUGUUAACUUCCAUCCACAUUGGAUAGCAUCUAUGAUAUUUGCUAUUUUACCAUUUGUAGCCGCUGGCUUUUGUUUAGGAUUGAUUGAAACGAAAGGAGUGAAGUUAAAAGACACAAUUGAUUAGGAUUCUUAAAAGUUACAAACUAUUAUGUAAAUGUCGAUGUAGAUAUAAUUGUUUUAUGUUUAUAUUUUAACAAGUGAUUGUUAUUAUUAAUAAUUUCGAAAAUUUAAACUACUUUUUGUUUGACUUCAUAUCUACUGAUGAGGUUUCCUUAAAUGUUAUUAUAUAAUUUAUUUAAGUUAUCUGUUAUCCAUUUUGUACUUUAUUGUUACUGACAGUGUUGCAUGGCUGUAACAGAGUGGGGGGGAGGGGGCAUUGAGGGGCAAUGCCCUACCUUAAAAUGAAAGGCCCCAAAAAAUUAGACAGAUUCGUUUUCUCGAAAUCACUUAAUUAUGGUUUCUGCCCUAACAAAUUUUUUUUUCCCUACUUUAAACUUGGGUCUAGUUACGGCCCUGCACAGUUGACUUAGAAGAAUGAAUGAAGACUGUCUUUAAGUCUUUUGGAAAUUUUUUAUUGGGUCCAAUUUUUUUUCUUUUGACGUCAUUAUUACUAUCUGUUGAUAUAGAAUUGUAGAAAAGAUAAUUAUGUUAAAGUUUUAUUUCGGAAGAACUAAAGGCCUUGCAGUUCUGCUUGCGAGAUACGGAACCCUGACAGCGUAACAUCGCAACGGGAGCUUAAAAACUAACCACGAGCGGCAUCGAUUGUCCAGUUGAUUCGAUGAUCGGCUCCUUUGACUCGUGUAUUACGAAUUGAUUGCACGGAGGGUGAACAGGAAAGCGGCGUGUUUGUGCGACGAUGACGGUGCUGGCAACGUGUUUAAGCAAUUGCUUUAAAUUAGAACUGGUGAUGUUUUUGUUGUUAACUUCUUAUUGUGACAACCAACUGAUGGAUUUGGAGAGUUUUCGAUUAAGGCCUUUAAACAUGGUAACGGGUUGUGGUCUCAUGGGAAAAUAAUAAAAAAAAAGUGUUUAUUAGCCAAACAAUAUGUUUAGUUUGAUUAGUUAUCACAGAACAGCAAUAAACUUUUUGUAUGUCAAUAAAAUAUUAAUAUGCAAUUUGAUAUGUCAAAAAAGCUGACAGUCGACCUGAUGGAAAAUGGCAACCGUUGUCUAAAGACGUAAACUGUAUCAUGGACAUUACCAUUUAUAAAAUGAUUUUAUUUUGUAUACAUUCAGUUUAAUGUAGGGGUUCCCAAACUUAUUUUGUCUACUGCCCACUUUGAGAAUAAAUUAUUUUUUAGCGCAAGGAUGGGAUAUGGCGUGAAUUUACAGAGUACAGAGGAAUAACACCUGAGUCCUCAGGAACAGCAACGCAUAGGGGGUAUCAUGGGCGAAACAGUAUACUCUGUUACGUCCAUGGUACUGCUCAUGUCUAUAGGCGAUGGUUACUACUUUUCAUCAGAUGGGCUGUCAGCUCGGUUGCCAUUUUAAGUAGCAUUAAAAAAUAUUUUUUUAUUAUAUGUGACAAAUAAAAAAAAUCUUUAAAAAUAAAAAUAAAAAAAAUAUAUAUAUAUCUAGUGUGUAAUUUUAAAAAUGAUCGCUGAAGAUUGCGACUAUAGUGAAGUGGGCGUUCAAUCGCUUUAUCUACAUGAUUAUAGUAUCGGUACCACCGCAAUUGGUAUCUAGAACCCAUUGUUUCAGAGCCUUGCUCGUGAUUUGUUGGAUACUAAUGCUAGGGGUUACGGUUCGGACAUAAUGGUUGUGUUUACUUGGCUAUUGUGAAAUUGGAAUGAGCGGUUAUGGGGCAUACCGAUGCUUUGCAAUGUGUUUGUUUCAUUAAAAUAAGUUAUGUGUGUAGUCGUGACUUGAUUAUACAUAUAAUUUAUACACCCAACUUACUUUACACCUGGUUCUUUAGGGGUAUCAUGGGCGAAACAGUAUGCUCUGUUAUGUCCAUGGUACUGAUCAAGUCUAUAGGUGAUGGUUACCACUUUCCAUCAGGUGGGUUGUCAGCUUGUUUGCUAUUCUAAGUUGUAUAAAAAACGCAAUGACAGUAAAAUAAAGUUAAAAAUUUGUUUUGUUACGUUAUAUAUCACUUUUAUUGCUCUAAUAAAAAAAUUGUUUCUUAUUUUGAAAGUAGCUUAAAAAU
Molecule: messenger RNA, 3958 nt
Organism: Galleria mellonella (greater wax moth)
Lineage: Eukaryota; Metazoa; Arthropoda; Insecta; Lepidoptera; Pyralidae
Product: solute carrier family 22 member 3-like
Exons: 5
Coding region: 404-1933 (509 amino acids)
Biological process (GO): transmembrane transport
Cellular component (GO): membrane
Molecular function (GO): transmembrane transporter activity
Source: RefSeq, a predicted model, not a curated record